CACUUUGGGGAGACAGCUCCAGGGCUGAAUGGGAAGAGCUCGAGGCCCUGAGAGGACCCCUUAGUGUUUAGAGAGCACGGAGGGCUACUGGCAGAUUCUAACGUAAGGAAGGGAGCACCCAAGGCGGACCUGGGCGCACACCAUAAACACCCCACUUGUUAAUAGUACGGGGCCCAAAGGACCCUUCAGACAGACCCUGAAAGACGGUUCACGUCCGGGCAGGGACUAGGCGAGCGCACAGGCCAGGCCCCCGAUCUCCAUCCACAUUGGGGCAGCCCCCACAGUUCCUGGCCUUUGGGCUGAUUAUCGGGUGUGCGUCUCGAGGGCCAUCAAUACAGAUUACUUAUUUAUAUCAAUCGCGGGCUCGGAGGGCGCCCUCCGAGAGCUGCCCCACGCCUACGAAAUCAAACUGGGAGUGGUCGCGCAGGAACUCUGGCUCAGGAUUGGCUGCAGGCGCCCGCCGCGAUGCGGGGGGAUUGCUAAUCGUAUUCAGCAUGUUUUGCACAAGAAAUGUCAGCCAGAAAGGGCUAUCUGCUCCCUUCGCCAAAUUAUCCCACAACAAUGUCAUGCUCGGAGAGCCCCGCCGCGAACUCUUUUUUGGUCGACUCGCUCAUCAGCUCCGGCAGAGUCGAGGCUGGCGGCGGCGGCGGCGGCGCAGGGGGCGGCGGCGGCUACUUCGCCCACAGCGGGGUCUACCUGCCGCCCGCCGCCGACCUGCCCUACGGGCUGCAGAGCUGCGGGCUCUUCCCGGCUCUGGGAGGCAAGCGUAAUGAGGCGGCGUCGCCAGGCGGCAGCGGCGGCGGAGGCGGCGGCGGCGGCGGGGCCCUGGGUCCCGGGGCGCACAACUACGCGCCCGCGCCCAUAGACCUAUGGCUCGAUGCGCCCCGGUCCUGCCGGAUGGAGCCGCCCGAGGGGCCGCCGCCACCGCAGCAACCCCAGCAACAGCCGCCGCCGCCCCCGCCGCAGCCACCCCAACCCCCGCCGCAGGCCACUUCGUGCUCUUUCGCGCAGAACAUCAAAGAGGAGAGCUCCUACUGCCUCUACGACUCGGCGGACAAAUGCCCCAAAGGCUCGGCCGCCGCAGCCGACCUGACCCCCUUCCCGAGGGGCCCGCCGCCCGACGGUUGCGCCCUGGGCACCUCCAGCGGGGUGCCCGUGCCCGGCUACUUCCGCCUGUCUCAGGCCUAUGGCACGGCCAAGGGCUACGGCGGCGGCGGCGGCGGGGCGCAGCAUCUCGGCGCCGGCCCGUUCCCCUCUCAGCCCCCUGGGCGCGGCUUCGACCCGCCACCCGUGCUCGCCUCCGGCUCGGCGGAUGCGGCCCGGAAGGAGCGAGCCCUCGAUUCGCCGCCGCCCCCCACGCUGACUUGCGGUGGCGGCGGCGGGGGCUCGCAGGGCGACGAGGAGGCGCACGCGUCGUCCUCGGCCGCCGAGGAGCUCUCCCCGGCCCCUUCCGAGAGCAGCAAAGCCUCGCCCGAGAAGGACUCCCGGGGCAAUACCAAAGGCGAAAACGCAGCCAACUGGCUCACGGCAAAGAGCGGCCGGAAGAAGCGUUGCCCCUACACGAAGCACCAGACGCUGGAGCUGGAGAAGGAGUUUCUGUUCAACAUGUACCUUACUCGAGAGCGGCGCCUAGAGAUCAGCCGCAGCGUCCACCUCACGGACAGACAAGUCAAAAUCUGGUUUCAGAACCGCAGGAUGAAACUGAAGAAAAUGAACCGAGAAAACCGGAUUCGGGAGCUCACGGCCAACUUUAAUUUUUCCUGAUGAAGCUCCAGGCCACGCCGUGUGUGUGUUUGUGUUUCUGUUCUUGUUUUGUUUUCCGCUUCCAGAGAGCCGUCCUCCGCCCUCUGUCUCCGGCCUCUGCCCAGGACCCCGCACCUGUGCGGCAGCCCCACUGCUCCCUCCCACCUCGCCGGCCACGUCUGUGCAGGGCUGGUUUGUUCUGGCUUUUUGUUUCUCAGUCUGUUUGCUAGGUGCUGGUUUACUUGUCGUUUUCUGGGGGAAAAAGCCAUAUCGCUCUAAAAUUCUAUGUAGAUGAAUAUUGUCCUGAGUGUCAAGGGGUGAACUGGGAUGGCUUGCUGUCUCAGUGUCCCACUGCUCGAGGUGGCCCCUGUCCUCCUGGGGGAGCUGGUUUCCUGUGGGGGGUUGGGGGGGGGGCCGGGAAACCUAGCCGGAAGGCCCAGGACGCCUUGUAGGCGCUGAGGUGUCUGGCCUGAGGUCGGUGGUGCAAGGAGCCGCCACAGGGCUGGCCAGCCUGGUGUGCUGGGCUGUGUUUAAUCAGGGGAUGCGGGCCCUAGGUUUCUUCCUUUCUCUCUUUCUUCCUUUCUCUCUUUCUUCCUUUCUUGGCAGAGAGAAGGGCUUAUGGGCAUACAGGUUGGCAAAAGGGCUUGAUUUUGGCUGAUUGGAGCAUUGAGAGGGUCAGAAAGGUAAAAUGUUUCCUUUCUUUGUAAGACAUCCCAGCUUUAAAAGAAAAAAAAAAAAGAAUGACCAUGACAGGCAAACCCCUCUUCCAGUUUGUGUAAGGUCUUGCAUCGUGGGCAUCAAUUAUUUCCCUUCUCUCUGAAUUUCCAUAUCCUCUGGAAAAUAGUAGACAAAUAAUCUGAUGUCGUUUAGUUUAUACAUGUGGACUUAGUGGAUUUUUGUCAUAAAAUAAUUGUUGCCACUGGUAACACAACAAGCACACCACAAUUCUCCCGGUCCUGAGGAGGGUCCCCCCCCUCCACUUUUUUCUUCUUCUUUUUUUCUUCCCCAAAAUUCGUGGAAGCCGAGGAGGGCUGGGGCAAGCGGAAUAGAUUAGAGAAGGGAGACAUUUGUCUGGUUUCCUUUAUACUGUGAAGUUACAUGCAUAAAAGGGUCAGACCUGUAGGUGCAGAAAAAGAAAAAAAACUAUAAAUGCAAAUCUGUAUAAAUGUCUAUUAUUAUGAAAAAAUCGCCAAUCUUGUUUUAUGCAAAUGCAUUCUAUCGUUAUUAUAAAUGUUAGUUCUAGCUCUAUUCUAAUCUUAAAUCAGAAUAAAUUAAUAUUGUAAUGCUGCUGUGCGUGGAAAAAAAAGACGAUGUUUAUGUUCUUAUAGAAGAAUAAAAGCUGUGGAAUGAAGCUUUUUAAUUUUA
Messenger RNA from Phyllostomus discolor (pale spear-nosed bat), 3108 nucleotides. It is a transcript of the gene HOXA10, whose product is annotated as homeobox A10. The coding region runs from base 511 to 1764 and encodes 417 amino acids. The record is from RefSeq and is a predicted model, not a curated record. Gene Ontology annotation, cellular component: nucleus. Lineage: Eukaryota; Metazoa; Chordata; Mammalia; Chiroptera; Phyllostomidae. Gene Ontology annotation, biological process: regulation of transcription by RNA polymerase II. Gene Ontology annotation, molecular function: DNA-binding transcription factor activity, RNA polymerase II-specific; RNA polymerase II cis-regulatory region sequence-specific DNA binding. The transcript is spliced from 2 exons.